This is a messenger RNA of Schizophyllum commune H4-8, 873 nucleotides long. RefSeq names its product ClpP/crotonase. The coding region runs from base 1 to 831 and encodes 276 amino acids. NCBI's taxonomy places the organism in Eukaryota, Fungi, Basidiomycota, Agaricomycetes, Agaricales, Schizophyllaceae. Gene Ontology annotation, cellular component: mitochondrion. Gene Ontology annotation, molecular function: enoyl-CoA hydratase activity. The transcript is spliced from 8 exons. Gene Ontology annotation, biological process: fatty acid beta-oxidation. The record is from RefSeq and is a predicted model, not a curated record.
AUGGUAGCAAUCCCAAAUCACUCUUCGCAGCUGCUUGUCAGCCUUCCGGCUGAUCAUGUAUUGCUGCUAACCUUGAAUCGCCCUCGGUCGUUGAAUGCAAUGACUCCAGAGAUGACGGAAGAUCUUCAACGUAUUCUUGACUGGUUCGAAGAAGAGGAAGAGCUUUGGGUUGUCGUAUUUACUGGGUCGGGCCGUAUCUUCUGCGCGGGGGCCGAUCUCAUCGCAUGGGAUAAGCACCAGCAUGAUGGCGACUCGAGCGAACAGGCCCGCCUCGCUUCGGACAGGCAUGGCUUUGGGUCCAUCUCCCGACGUCAGAGCCGCAAACCCAUGAUCGCCGCCGUGAACGGGGGCGCUUACGGGGGCGGUACAGAGAUAGCACUGAACUGCGAUCUCGUGGUCGCGAGUCAGGGCGCCAAGUUCGCGCUACCGGAGGUGAAGCGCGGGGUUAUAGCUGCGGCAGGAGGCAUCCCGCGGCUCGCGCAACUCGCUGGACACCAGCUGGCGUCAGAACUGCUGCUGCUGGGAAGGACGAUCACUGCGGAAGAUGCGCGGGCGCGAUUUGGCUUCGUAAACGAGGUCGUGCCGGCUAGCGAGGUCGUGUCCACGGCGGUGCAACUUGCGAAAGAACUGACCCAGAACUCGCCGGAUGCCGUCCAGAGUACGAAGCGAGGCUUGCUAAUGGCACAGAAUCUCGGCGCCGAGGAGGCGUACAAACAGCACAUUUGGGCGCCCGAGACCACUCGCGUAUUCAAAGACGAAAAUAUCAAGGAGGGCCUUCGCGCCUUUGCCGAGAAACGCUCGCCCAAGUGGGGAAAUCCUGCGAAGCUGUAGUCUGAGAAGCCGACGUCACGCGCGAGGGCAUCUACCAGCCGC